AUGGAGUGGAGACAAACUGGGUUCACAUUCAAAGUUAAAUUACUAACUGCACAGAAAAAUCUGGGAAAAUCUGGGAAGACAAAUUGGGUCUCUUCCUACCUUGACCCCUGGUUGCCACCAUUGCGGAUGUAUACCAGUGCUUUCGUCGGCGGUGGUCGCUCAGCGGGAAGCGGACUCAGUGCUGGCGGACUGGUGCUCGUCGGCGGUGGUCGUCAGCGGGGAAGCGGACUGCGGCGCCGCCGUCGCUCCUCCAUAGCGGUUGAGCUUGCCGGUCCUUGCCGGUCCAUAGCGGUUGAGCUCCCGAGCCUCGUCCGCGCCGCCCUCACCUGCCGCGGCUUUCUCGCCGCAGUCCGCUCCUCCCCCGCCUUCCGCCGCCGCUUCCACGCCCUACACCAGCCCCCUCUCCUCGGCUUCUUCUUCUACUACCUGGGUUUCUUCCUGCUCUACUCCGACCAGAGCCCGGACUCGUUCCGCGUGGUCGCCUCCUGCCACGACAAGUCGAGGGUGCGCGCUUCUGUCUUCUCAUCAGACACUAGGGAGUGGCAAAUUCUCCCCUGGUCGGAGACUGCCCCAGCACAGCCGUCAGGCAAGAAGCACUGGCUUCUCAGUGGCACGCAGCUCUGCAUCGUGUCCGUAGCUGGAUUUACACUAUACACUUGGUUCCGGAGAGUAGAUGCUAGCGGUGCUGAGGAGUGGAUGCUCCACAAUGUGAUACCGUUGGAAGCAGAGAUUCUUCAGGCUACCGAGAUCCCAGAAGAUGAACUUUGUGAGCACGGGCUCCAAGUGUUCGCAUUUCUUGAUGGCAUUGUGUUUAUGUCGAUAUAUGGAGAAGAUAUUUUGCCUUCUUGGUUCCUUUCCUUCUGCCUGGAAACAAGGAAACUGGAGAAGCUGUUUAAAAGGACAUUUGACCACAUUGUGUAUCCGUACAUCAUGGGGUGGCCUACCUUUUUGAUUGGCAAUGAUAAUGAUAUGGCACUUGGCUCAGGUGUUUAG
This is a messenger RNA of Miscanthus lutarioriparius, 993 nucleotides long. The record is from the annotation of a GenBank genome assembly. NCBI's taxonomy places the organism in Eukaryota, Viridiplantae, Streptophyta, Magnoliopsida, Poales, Poaceae.